Molecule: messenger RNA, 965 nt
Organism: Coprinopsis cinerea okayama7#130
Lineage: Eukaryota; Fungi; Basidiomycota; Agaricomycetes; Agaricales; Psathyrellaceae
Product: G-X-X-X-Q-X-W domain-containing protein
Exons: 6
Coding region: 18-965 (315 amino acids)
Source: RefSeq, a predicted model, not a curated record
CUUUCACCGCCUCCACCAUGAUUCGCUCGGGUUUCUUCAGUGCAUUGGUCUCCGCCACUCUCCUGGCUGGUAGUGUCCAUGCGCAGACCUAUACGGUCACGAACAACUGCCCUACUGCCAUUGACUUGUUCAUUGGUCAGAACUCAGAGGGCAGUUUGGCGACCGGUGCGUCGAUUGUCAAGACUGGCCUUGGUCCGACUGCCGGGUUUUUCUAUACCACCACCAAUGGAGGUGUGGUGAACGGUCAACUAGUGGCUGCUCGCGCUGGCUUCUUUUUGGAGCCUACCUACUGGUACUAUUACAUUGUCCGCGAUCAGAACCCAAACAAUUUCAACACUGGGAUCAGUAUUACCCCGGACAAGCCUGUUUCCGACGGCUUCUGCACGGUUGCAACUUGCAACUUUGGGAACUGCACUACGGCUUACAACUCUCCUCCCGUGUUCCAUUCGCCUGUCCCGCCUCCAGCGGAUGCUCCCGCUCAGAACCCUCCCAUUUACCAAUGCAAGGAACCAGACGUCAAUUUCUUGAUCACAUUCUGUCCUUCUGGUACCUGGCCUCAAGCUCCCGGCGUCGAGGUCAAGCCAAACUUCAACGAGAACAAAUGCUUGGAUGUCCAGGGCGCCGUAUUCGCCAACGGAACCCCUGUCCAGGUCUACGACUGCAACGGAACCAACGCGCAGAAAUGGGUCCUCAGCCAAGGGAGCACCAAGGUUCGCGUGGCUGAUACCAACUUCUGCUUGGACGCUGGGUCUACUCCCGGGAAUGGCGUCCCGAUGAAGAUUUGGCAAUGCUACGACAACCUCCCGGCGCAACAAUGGUUCUACACGCUCGAUUAUCGCUUGGCGCUGGAAGGCCAAGGUCAAUGCCUCGACCUCACUGACGGAGACUUGGCCAACGGCAAUGUCGUCCAGACCUGGCAGUGCAGCAAUGGAAACAACAAUCAAGUCUGGACCCUGGGCGUCUAA